CUAAUAGUCAAGCGUGCGGACGGACAUUGAGACACAAAAUGUGCAAACGUUUCCUGCUUUUGUUGGUAUUGGGUGCUCUAAGCCUCAAAGCCACGCCCAUUGAUGCAGCAGCUAUCAUGAGACCCUCUCUGGCCAAUGCAACUCAGAUUGGCCAGAAGAUUUACUAUAUUGAAGAAUCGUUGCGAGUGAAUUGGUUCCAUGCGAGCAAUCUCUGUCGCCAGCUGAACGGGUUUCUGGUCAACCUGGAGAGCGAGCAGGAGCUGCUCGAGCUUAGUGCCCGAUUGCACCCAGCGAAGAGCUACUGGCUAUCGCUCUAUGAGCUGGCCACACCGGGCGUAUACGCAUCGCAGGCAACGGGCAAGGAUGCCCAGUUCCUGCGCUGGUCCGCCGGCCAGCCGGACAACAUUGGCGGUGUGGAGCACUGCGUGGAGCUCUGGCGGCCAGGCAGCUCGUUUCAAAUGAAUGACGCCUCCUGCGAGACGCCUCUUCACUUUGUCUGUGAGCUGGGAACUGAAUCGGAUUAGUUUAAUGAAUACUUACAGCCCGGUUGGAUGCCCUUGCUGCGCACCGUGCGAUAGGGUUGUCGCGCUCCUGGAUCAAUUUUCCCAUACAUAGUUCGAUCCAUUUUGAUUUGAUUUUGAUUUAUAUUUGUAUAUAUAUGUGUAGCACUUUGCUCUUUAGCUGCAUUCAAAAGUCAAUGAAAAAUCGAAAGUUCACACAAACA
Drosophila navojoa is the source of this 724-nucleotide messenger RNA. It is a transcript of the gene lectin-37Db, whose product is annotated as C-type lectin 37Db. The record is from RefSeq and is a predicted model, not a curated record. NCBI's taxonomy places the organism in Eukaryota, Metazoa, Arthropoda, Insecta, Diptera, Drosophilidae.